AUGGGAGAAAAGAGUGAAAAAUCGUUAUGGGAUAUUGCGAUAUUAGAAAGAAAUCGUGCAGAGCAAGAAAAUAAAGAAUUGAUUGAUGGAAAUAAUGUUGGUAGCGAUGGGACCAACGUUUUCUUUCUUGGAAGUAAAAAUUCAGGAAAGUCUUCAAUAAUUAUGAGAUUUCUGGACAGAGAUGAGAAUCCCAAACCUACUGUUGCUUUGGAAUAUCUGUUUGGAAGGAGAGCCAGAGGUGCUAACACGGUUAAAGACGUGACUCAUAUUUGGGAGCUUGGAGGAGGCACAUUUCUAACGAAACUAAUCGACACAGUUAUUACGCCACGUACGAUCAGGAUUAACCAAGUUGUAAAUGAAGUAGCUGGCAAGGACAAAAGCAUUCACGAAUUUUUAAAGCAGCAAUUAAAUAGGAGAAUUAAUGAAGAUCAUCCGGAUAAAUCACUCAUGGAGCCACUUUUAGUUCCGCUCGUUAUUGUUGGCAGCAAAUAUGAUAUAUAUCAGGAUUUUGAUCCAGAAAAGAGAAAGAUAAUAUCCAAGACAUUACGAUUCAUAGCUCAUACCUAUGGAGCCACAUUGCAAUUUUUCAGUACAAAAAAUGAAUCAUUAGUAGCACGUGCUCGUCAGUUAAUUGGUAAUUUGGCAUUCCAUUUUCCACCAAGCAAAACUAAUGCAACAGAUCAUAAUAAACCAAUUAUCGUGCCUGCAGGAACCGAUUUAUUCUCUCAAAUUGGAGCGCCACCACUCUCUGAUGAGCAAUUAGGAAAAAUUAGCGCUCGACGGCCUAUGGAUCUAUGGAAAAGUGCAUUCUGCCAAUAUUUUCCUCAAGAAGCAAGUACUAAUUCUAAUACAAAUAAAAAUCCUGCUGCUGAUUCCCAAUAUACAGAAUCCCCUAUCGAUAAUAUGAGAAUUCAAAAGGAUAAGGAACUAGAACAGUAUCGCCGUCAAUCAGAGCGAAAAGCAAAAGAGCGCAAAAUGGCUCGAGAAGCUGACAUUGUAACUUCCACGCGUGGCGGGCAUUAUCCUGAUAAGGAAGACCAAUUUUUUGGACAAAUUAUGCUUCGCUAUGUUCAGGAUCGAACUUUAAUCAUUGUUAUUGCAUAG
Messenger RNA from Trichoplax adhaerens, 1104 nucleotides. RefSeq lists its product as uncharacterized. The record is from RefSeq and is a predicted model, not a curated record. Gene Ontology annotation, molecular function: dynein heavy chain binding. Gene Ontology annotation, cellular component: axoneme; cytoplasmic dynein complex; ciliary basal body. NCBI's taxonomy places the organism in Eukaryota, Metazoa, Placozoa, Uniplacotomia, Trichoplacea, Trichoplacidae. The transcript has 16 exons. Bases 1 to 1104 code for a protein of 367 amino acids. Gene Ontology annotation, biological process: intraciliary retrograde transport; intraciliary transport involved in cilium assembly.